Molecule: messenger RNA, 3078 nt
Organism: Fundulus heteroclitus (mummichog)
Lineage: Eukaryota; Metazoa; Chordata; Actinopteri; Cyprinodontiformes; Fundulidae
Gene: stx3b
Product: syntaxin 3A
Exons: 10
Coding region: 350-1225 (291 amino acids)
Biological process (GO): intracellular protein transport; exocytic insertion of neurotransmitter receptor to postsynaptic membrane; synaptic vesicle fusion to presynaptic active zone membrane
Cellular component (GO): synaptic vesicle; plasma membrane; presynaptic active zone membrane
Molecular function (GO): SNARE binding; SNAP receptor activity
Source: RefSeq, a predicted model, not a curated record
UGAUUAGUGGUGGGCAGCGCAGAGACAGAUUAUACGGCUCCACGCAACUGUUGUUUUAAUCCCCUGGAAGAAGAGAUUUAGCAAGAAAAAAAAAAACCCACUGCCUUUAAACCCAGCAGCCAUAUUGUAUGGAAAAGCGACGACAAGACUCCACUUUUCCUCACAAGCCUCCUGCCAGGACUUUUGGGGAGUUUUAAAUUUCCUCUCACCGGCGAUUGGGUUUGUGUUGCACGGCUAGCUCUGCAGCUGGCUGAGGAGCACAGGCGCUGGGCUCGCUUUCCCAUCCAGUUUGGUGCGAUAUUAAGGCCGUUUUUGUUGGCGUGCGAACUGUUAUAUUAAACAGCUGAUAAUGAAGGACCGACUGGAGCAGCUGAAAGCGACUUGUGAUCAAGAUGACGACGAGGUGGAGAUCGCUGUGGACAACGCAGCCUUCAUGGACGAGUUCUUCUCUCAGAUUGAGGACAUCAGGAACAGUAUUGAUAAAAUUGACGAGAACGUGGCUGAAGUCAAAAAGCUUUACUCGGUCAUCCUGUCCGCUCCCACGUCAGAUCAGAAAACACAGGAUGACCUGGAAGCAAUCACCAACGACAUCAAGAAGAUGGCCAACAAUGCAAGAAACAAACUCAAGACCAUUGAGAGAAACCUGGAGUCAGAACAGCAGGAGAGAGUGUCUGCUGAUAUACGGAUACGUAAAUCACAGCAUGCAGUGCUGUCCAGGAAGUUUGUGGAGGUCAUGACUAAGUAUAAUGAAGCGCAGGUGGAAUUCAGGGAGAAGAGUAAAGGACGUAUUCAGAGACAGCUUGAGAUAACUGGAAAAGCUACAACAGAUGAAGAGCUGGAGGAGAUGUUGGAAAGUGGAAAUGCUGCUGUUUUCACUGCCGGGAUUGUGGACUCUGGGAUCUCAAAGCAAGCCCUGAGCGAGAUCGAGUCCCGGCAUAAAGACAUCGUCCGUCUGGAAAGCAGCAUCAAGGAGCUUCAUGAUAUGUUUGUAGACAUCGCCAUGCUGGUGGAGAGCCAGGGCGGGAUGAUCGACAGGAUUGAGAGCAACAUGGACCAGUCGGUGGGCUUCGUGGAGCGAGCCGUUGCCGACACUAAGAAAGCGGCCAAGUUUCAGCAAGAGGCCCGCCGUAAAACUGUGAUUAUAGUGGUGCUUGUGGUGGUCUUACUGGCAGUGCUCGCUCUCAUAAUCGGGUUGUCAGUAGGACUGAAUAAACCAGCUGCUUGAGUAAAGGAGGAGCCGCUGGUGAGUAACUUUGGAGAAAAUGGCCAGCGUAGUGCUAUAGACCAGUGUGGGAAUGAGGCGUGCUUUGGGAAACGGUUUUCUUUGGGUCCUGGGAGUUUUAUUGGACACGUGUGCAUGUUAAGGUUUCUGGUACAUGACUGUGCGUUGGUGGUGGGCUGGUUUGGUCUCUGGGAGGGUGAGUCGAACACUCCUGCACUCAGUCAUUAACUCUUCAGUCAUUUUUGUCUCUCUGUGUCUCCCUUUCUGUAGAAGAUGAUCUUCAUCGGUGUAUGCUGUGCUGUGGUUUUAGUCGUCAUCCUCAUCAUCAUCCUCACCCAGACACUAUAAUAGGAUCGCUACCAUCAUCAUCAUCACCACCACCAUGUGUUUACUUCAUCCGGCUCGUCCAUUUUGUUCCUCGUCUGCUCCAAAAACCACCGAUGCAAAAUCACUCCGUGUGGAUCAGUGCUGCUCACCUGGUGCCAAAAGAGGAAGAUGGUGACCUUUUCUGACUGGACAAUCUACGGAUGCUCUGAUGAGGAAAUGAGACUUGCUUACAUCUCUGUGGAAGCAAAAAAAAAAAAAAAAAGGGAAUUGGGAAACGUAACUGACUGAUCACUCCGCGGCCGCUGAACAUUUCACCGUUUUUAACAUUUGAUGCCAAAGAAGCGCCCCUCUGUGCGUUUGUCUCACACUGGAUCACUUGUCCCUCCCCGGAUCCCGUACUUCUUCCCUUAAACGAGCCUCGACACAUUUAUACUUUAAAAGCUACUGAAUGUCCACCACUCCAGGUUAUGGUUGGUUUUUAGGGAGUUCCAGCACUUUCACUGUUUAAAAGAAACAAACAAACAAACGCAUCAUUAAAUUAAGCUUAGAUUUAUGUAACUAUAUUGUAAAUAAUAGAAGUCAUUUAUUGUGCGCUUUUGACACUCAGCCUCGUAAGAGUCUAAGUUCUUGAAACUGUUGGUUUUAAAUAUGAAGGAUCACACAUUUCAGCGACAUUUAGAAGAAAAGACUAGAAAGAAAUCCUUUAUCUGGAGAUGGUGCCUUUAAGUUUAAACUUGUCAAACCAGCUAACGUGCGUAGACUUGACUGCAAUACAAACUGGUAAUGUGCUACGGAAGAGUUUCCAGAGGCUAGAAUUAACACUAUUAAAUGUGUUUUCUGUUCAACAGGUUUUUACAUAAAAAGGGAUUAUUAAGUCACGAGGAAAGUCUCUCUAGCAGCUCUUUUUAGGUGUAAAAAUGACUGUUUCCACUGUAAAUGUACAGCUAAGCUGCCGGUUUAUUAAGUAUAUCCGUUCAAUUUCCUGUUAGAAUAUUCAAGGCAAUUACAAUAUUAUUGGAUUGAUAUUUUGUCAUCGAAAAUUAAGCAGAACUUCAACGAAUCAGGUGUAUUUAUAUAUAAAUGGAUUUUGUAAGGACAAAACUAACAUGGUUGAGCUUUUUUUUUUUAUUCAAAAUGUUAUUUGUAAUGAGAUGAACUUUAUAAACUGGUAGCUAAGUUGAAGUUUUAAUUUAAUCACCGUUGCUUUACUGCACAGUUAAUAUUCCAGACUGACAGUUUACGAAACAUUAACUAAUAUUUAGCAUUUACGGUAAAGAUGAUGGUUCUAAGUGUGUUUGUGUGUAUAUAAAUGUAAGAUUUGAUUUCAAUCAGUUAAGAGCCAAAAGCAUUUUCUUUACAAGAGUCUGUAUAUUCACACUUGCAGGAAAUACUUGAAAUCAGCGUCCAGCAUGGUUUUUGUGGCCAAGCAGGUCACAGAAGGAUGGAUGGGGGGGAGAAUUAAAGCUGUUGCACAUUUUUCUAUGUUGAAUAUUUCAAAAGAAUUAAAGAUUAGUAUUUUUUAAGCCCGA